Brettanomyces bruxellensis is the source of this 282-nucleotide messenger RNA. It is a transcript of the gene RPL29, whose product is annotated as 60S ribosomal protein L29. Gene Ontology annotation, molecular function: structural constituent of ribosome. The record is from RefSeq and is a predicted model, not a curated record. Gene Ontology annotation, cellular component: cytosolic large ribosomal subunit; ribosome. Lineage: Eukaryota; Fungi; Ascomycota; Pichiomycetes; Pichiales; Pichiaceae. Bases 1 to 282 code for a protein of 93 amino acids. Gene Ontology annotation, biological process: cytoplasmic translation. The transcript has 2 exons.
AUGCAGAUAGUAUGGGGGGGGUUAGGAUGGCAUUUGCGAAAUGGAUAUAAUAACAAGAAAAAUACUAACAUCGCUUUUUUUCAUAGAAUGUCUAAAUCCAAGAACCACACCAACCACAACCAGAUCAAGAAGGCUCACAGGAACGGAAUCAAGAAGCCAAGAUCCUACAAGUACCCAUCUUUGAGGGGUGUGGACUCUAAGUUCAGAAGAAACCACAGAUACGCACUUCAUGGUACUACCAAGGCUUUGGCUGCCAAGAAGGCUGCUGCCACCAAGGCUUAA